UGCUGUUGUAUCCCAAGAUCUGGACAGAGGAGUGCUGUCUCCUGCUCUGUUUUCCGCACAGCCCAAGGAUCUGAAACCCAAAGCCAUGAGGACAUUCACUCUACUCAUCGCCUUUCUGGUGGCCCUCCAGACCCAGGCAGAACCUCUCCAAAGAAGAGCUGAGGAAGUUCUAGACCAGGAGCAGCUGGGAGAGGAUGACCAGGAUAUGUCCAUAUCCUUUGGAGGGGAUGAAAGCAGUGCUCUUCAAGAUGCAGAUGUGAGGUCAGGCUUGACCUGCUAUUGCAGAUUAAGAGGCUGUGGAUUUAGAGAACGCCUCAUUGGGUACUGCAGGUACCGGAAUGUCGUCUACCGACUCUGCUGCCGCGCAUGAUCACUAAGAACAAGACAAAGAGAUUUGCCAUAUGAGUUGAGAGCCUGAAGGAUACUACUUGUCCCCUGCUGUGUGUCCUUGAAUUUCUUCCUCCUUUUUAUCUAAAUAAAGUCCUUGCAGCAA
Peromyscus leucopus (white-footed mouse) is the source of this 493-nucleotide messenger RNA. RefSeq names its product neutrophil antibiotic peptide NP-2-like. Lineage: Eukaryota; Metazoa; Chordata; Mammalia; Rodentia; Cricetidae. Gene Ontology annotation, cellular component: extracellular matrix; extracellular region. The record is from RefSeq and is a predicted model, not a curated record. The transcript is spliced from 3 exons. Gene Ontology annotation, biological process: defense response to Gram-positive bacterium; antimicrobial humoral immune response mediated by antimicrobial peptide; antibacterial humoral response. Bases 86 to 370 code for a protein of 94 amino acids.